Triplophysa rosa is the source of this 1019-nucleotide messenger RNA. Its product is annotated as mothers against decapentaplegic homolog 7-like. The annotation marks the transcript as partial. Gene Ontology annotation, molecular function: I-SMAD binding; transcription regulator inhibitor activity. Lineage: Eukaryota; Metazoa; Chordata; Actinopteri; Cypriniformes; Nemacheilidae. The transcript has a single exon. The record is from RefSeq and is a predicted model, not a curated record. Gene Ontology annotation, biological process: BMP signaling pathway; SMAD protein signal transduction; transforming growth factor beta receptor signaling pathway. Gene Ontology annotation, cellular component: heteromeric SMAD protein complex.
GUUUGGCAGAACAAAAAGCGCUUGUGCGUGUGUUUGUGUGAACUAAAGAUCUCCCCUCUUCUCUCAUCGCGUUUUAUCUUUCAUUUGCUCGACCUGGCAUCUUGUCUAACCUGGUGUCUUCAUCUCUCGGCAGAUUCUCUGGCUCUUCAGGAACGUGGAGAACAGCCUCACUGGUGCGUCGUGGCGUAUUGGGAGGAGAAGACCCGCGUGGGGCGUCUCUAUUCCGUCCAGGAGUCGUCUUUGGACAUUUUUUACGACCUACCUCAAGGCACGGGCUUUUGCUUGGGUCAGCUCGCCUCCGACAACAAGAGCCAGCUGGUGCAAACGGUCCGGGCGAAGAUCGGCUACGGCAUCCAGCUCAGUCGCGAGGCCGACGGCGUGUGGGUGUACAACCGCAGUUGCUAUCCAAUCUUCAUCAAGUCGGCCACACUGGACAACCCGGACUCGCGGACGCUGCUGGUGCAUAAAGUGUUCCCCGGAUUCUCCAUAAAGGCCUUCGACUUCCAGAAGGCGAAAAGCUUGCGGAGACCCAACGACCACGAGUUCAGUCUGCAGCCGCCGACGGUUUUCACCGUGCAGAUCAGUUUCGUGAAGGGCUGGGGUCAGUGCUACACCAGACAGUUCAUCAGUAGCUGCCCCUGCUGGCUCGAGGUCAUAUUCAAUAACCGAUAACGCUGAGCCAUUCCUUCAUCGCCGUGGAGACGGACUAGCCCUUACCUUUCGCGGGCUACGGUUUUCUUUUCCCCCCAGAAAGAACGCAAAGGAAAACUCACUUGGACUGGUUGAAUAAAUGAAAUGAAAUUAAAUGAAAUGAAAGUGAAAUUAAAGCUAAGAUGUAUUUUAUGUUAAAUAUAAAUAUAUUAUUACGUGUAAAUACGAAGUUUUAUAUGCAUUGUUAUUUAUGUAUUGUGCAAUGUGUUGACCAGACAAUGAGAAGAUGCACUUUGCUUAAUAUAAAUGCAGACAAGAGAAAUGCCAAAAUUAAACAAAAAAUACUCAAAAUGCUUUGGAAUUUGUUU